UUUAUAUCUAUUGAAAAGACACGUACAGAUCAGUCAUUACUCACAAGUCUUAAAACUCGGAUCUAAAACUUUAGUCUAAAUUUUUUAAAAAAUAUUUUUUUUAAUUUAUUAACAUAUCGGUGACUCAGGAUGUGACCAUUAGCAUCACAAAAUGUAUAUUUCGACAUUGAAUUUUUUUUUAUCUGAUAAACAUUUGCUCGAGUGAUAGAUAGCCAACUAAACCAGGAGUGGCUUGAUAUGAUAAGCAACAGAGUCUGUCCCUAUGCCACCAAACUCUGGAUUCCGUAAAAUAAAUCACGUCUAAAUGUUUUAUGUAUUUUAAAUUUAUUAUUUAUAUAUAUAUAUUUAUGAACUGAGUAAUGUCUUCAUCGUCUUUGGGCAUCAUCAAUGAUGCUUGCACCAGUUUUGCUUUAUGUUUAUUUAAGUUUUGAUAAUAAUGGACAAGGUAAACUUUUACCAAGAAAAAAAAAUGAUAAAUAUAGUUCAACAUAUGUACAACACAAUCGCUUAUCAAGAUAUACUACAGCACUUGCUAAUUGCGUACCUGUGAGAUUUAAAAAAGUUCCAGGAUCUGAAAUUCCUCUAGAUAAAAUAGGAUUACUGUCAAGUGUAUCAUUCAGUUGGAUAAAUGAAUACAUUACUGAUGGUUGUAAAAAUGGAUUACGAGAUAAACCAUUGCCUAGUAUUUCUACUCAAGAAUCUUGUCAAGUAAAUGGCUCCAGGAUAGAUACCCUGUGGCAUAAUCAUGUAGUCGAGAGAGGACAAGCUGGUGCAUCGGUACCUAAAAUCGCAUGGCAUUUUGUCAAAACCCGCGUACUUGUCAGCUCAUUUAUUUACUUCCUGGGAAUGUUCAUUGCGCUCUCCAGCCCCAUAAUUGUAUUGCAAAAAAUAAUAAUUGCGACUGAGGACCGGGUUAAUGUGACUUACAAGCAAAACACCAGUUUGUCUAAUCCAGUAAUUAUCAACGCGACAAAAAUAAAUUUAACUGUCAAUAAUAAUUUCGAUAAUUAUUCAAAUAAUUUAAAACAUGAAAUAAUGAUAGAUCAAGUUAUUAUUUUUAGUCAUAUUGGUAUUUUGAUAACAGCUGAAGUUAUUUCAUACUUUUUAAUUGCCUGGAGCGCAUCAUUAAAUCUUAGAACGGCUACAAGAUUGAGAUCUGCAUGUUUAACUCUGGCGUACAAAAAAUUGAUUAAAUCAUCAGUACGAUUCAAAGCUCCGGUUCAUCAGACAUUGACGUAUUUUGUACCAGAAAGCAAAACUCUUUACGAAUUAAUAACAAACGGACCACUGAUAUUUUCCGGUCCUUUGAUUUUAUUGAUAUCGUCUCUGUACAUCUGGUACUCGAUGGGACACUGGGCACUUAUAGGAAUCGCAACUCUAAUUAUUUUAUAUCUAAGCUUGAUAAUGAAUGCUUAUUUGACAAAUCUUUUUGCAACGCGUGCCAUGAAUUACUCACUGAGACGGCUGUCUUUGCUCGAAGAGUUUAUCAACAAAAUUUAUUUUGCAAAAAUUACCCAGUGGGACAGAUGCUUUGUGUCCCGGAUCCAAGGAGUUCGUAAGAAGGAAUUGGGAGAGAUAAAAUUGGGCGCACUAAGCGAAGGCUGCAGUCUCUGUAUGGUUCACGUUAUUCCAAUAGUUACUGUCAGUGUUAUGACAAUGGCUUAUUUAUUUACUCAUCAGCAAAUUAUUUCAGUCAACUAUAUUCCAUGUUUGAUUUUAAUUCUUAUAAAUUUAAAACACUGUGUGCGGAGUAGCUGGUUAGCAAUGAGUAGUAUUUCACAUGGUUUGGCAUCACUCAAUAAAUUAAAAACAGUAUUGAUACUAAAAGACUGUGAUCGUUAUACUGACAAACCGAUUGAUAAAAACUACGCAAUCACUAUUAAUUCUGGACAUUUUUCAUGGGAUUAUAAUAAUAAUAAACGUCAUACAUCUUAUUCCGUCGAGAGUGACAAUAUUUAUGUGGGAGCAGCUUUGAAAGCUUCAUUGUCACCAGAAUUGAUAGACAUAAAUUUUUAUGUGCCUAAAGGAAAAUUGAUAGGAAUAUGCGGAGCUUCUGGAAGUGGAAAAUCAUCGUUGCUGCUGGCAAUCAUGGGCCAAUUGAAUCGCAUUAAUGGCCAGGUUACUAUUGACGGUAACAUGUCAUAUGUACCAGAAGAUUUUAAUUUAUUUGAGGGAACUCUCAAGGAGAAUAUUGUGAUGAACGAGAGUUUUGACUCCUCGUGGUACUACAAGAGCAUACAGGCUUGCAAUUUGACCAACGACAUAAGUUUGCUUCCAGGAUCAGAUGACACUGACGUGCAUACAGUAGAGCUGACGAUGAUCCAGAAGCAAAAAAUCGCGUUGGCACGAGCAGUUUACACGAAUCGCGACAUAAAUUUACUGGACAAUCCUCUCAGGGAUUUAGACAAGAUUGAGAGCUUAGAAAUUUUUGACAAAGCUAUUGUUCAAGUUCUUGGACUGAAAAGUGUCGUCAUGAUUACUGACAAAGUCCAAUAUUUGAAGAGAUGCGACUUGAUUUAUCUGAUGAAAAAUGGCAAAGUAGUGGAGCAUGGUAAGCAUGAAGAGCUGUGUCAGUGGAACAAAGAGUAUGACGAGUUGACUAAAUCAUUUGACAAAAAGUUUCGCGAUAAUUCGCGUCAACUUCUUGUAGACUCGGGAAUUAAAAGUAAAGGUCUUAGUUCAGCGACAGCUGCGGCUAUUUCUUCAAGUGAUUUAAAUUUAAAGUUAAGCAGAGGAGAAACAGAUUUUGAUGAAACGACAAGAGGAAUUUACGGAGUACGAGCUAUCGACUAUCGAGCUGGGGGAAAAUGUCUCGGUGAAUUUGUCUGUGCGAUGGCUUUGCUUUAUUCUAUUCCCAUUGCCGCAAGCCCUCUUAUUUUUUUUUACAUAUCUCAGAAAACUCUGGUCAAUACAACACACAUCGCUAUUAUUUUAGCGUCAGUCGUAGGAUUUAUCAUCGCUUUAGGACUUACUUUAACAUUUAUUUACAACAAAGAUAUAUUCAAUGCUGCUAAAAAUAUGCACGAGAGAUGGCUGAAAAAAAUAAAUCGCGCGCAUAUAUCGAUAUUUUCAACGGUAUCUUCUUCUGCGUUGAUAAAUAUCUGCAGCCAUGACUUACAAGAAGUGGAUUAUACAUUGCCCAAGUUAAAAAUAACAAUACUUAUGCACUUUGGAAUAAGUUUAUUUACUACAACGAUCUUGGGGAUAAUUUGUCCCUGGUUGUUAUUACCGAUGGCGAUAUUUAUCAGCAUAAUAAUAAUUUACCAGUUUUACAUCCGUCAAUUGGUACUCGCGCUCAACGAAUCGAGAAUAGAAUCGGUAACGCCGAUUUAUAAUCACGUUGUGAGUACCGUCAAUGAAAGAAUAACGAUUCAGGCGUACAGAAAAGAAAGAGAUUUUGCUAAAAAAUUUUACAAAUACUGCGACGCGAAUACUACUUAUGAUUUUAUGCUAAAAGCGACCAAAUUGUGGAUGGAGUACAGAAUAAAACUUAUUUCCGCGGUUACUCUGGCAGCGGUAAUUAUAAUUUGCGCGGCAGUAAAUGGCGUUAAAGAUCGGUAUCAAGUAUUGGGACUGGGUUUUAUUUGUACGAUUCAAUUGACUCAGAGUCUGGUUCAUCUUACUGCUGCUAUUAUUGAUGUGUAUGGAAGUCUUAUGACCGUUGGCUUUGUAGAUAAUUAUAUUCAGAAUAUACCGCAAGAAAUAAAAGAUAAUAAUGAUAGACGUGAGUGGCCACUGAUACCGAGUAUACAUUUUCAAAAUGUUUUGUUGAUAAAUUCGACGGAUCAUGAGCCAUUUAAUUUUUCAAUUUAUGCUGGGGAAAAAGUCGCGAUACACGGCAGUAAUACAGAAUUAAAAAGUCAUUUAGUAAAAGUAUUGCUGCAAUUUGAUCAAGUAUUUUCAGGAAAUAUUUUAAUAGGAAAUUUAAAUAUUGUCGACAUAAAUAUCGAUGUACUGAGACAGUAUGUCGAUUAUAUUCCACGAGUACCUAUUCUUUUUAAUGGGACAAUAAAAUACAAUUUGGAGCCGCACAACCGUCGUACGGACAAAGAAAUAAUGGAGGCGUUGCAAAAAGUAUUUUUGUGGGAAAAAAUAUCAAAGCUCGAUGACAAGUUGGACAGCAGCGCGGGUAACUUGUUCAGUGUCACUGAAAAAAAAUUAUUGUCACUCGCUCGUAUUUAUCUCAACUCGACUGUCUUCAAUCGAAGCAUUAUAAUUAUUGAAGAUCUGGAACCAGACUCCGAAUUGAUUAACAAUAUUUUACAAGAUGUAUUUAAAGACUUUACAAUAAUCGUAUUAUCAAGUUCAUUAAACUGGAAUGCACAGCGAAUUAUUAAAUUAAAAAAUACAAAGGAAACAGGAACAUCGAUGGCUAGUAAUUUAUUGAGUUGUAAAAAAAAAUAAAUGUCGAAUAUAUUUUAUCAACAGCUACCUGAAUUUAUGUUAAUAACUAAAUAAAAUAUAAUAUUUUUUCGUAUUAAUUAUUAUACAAAUAAAUUCAAUUCCUACUUACUAUUUACAAUUAUCAUUUAAAUAAAUUUAAUAGCCGGCAGUUUAACACAGUAGGACAAUUAAAUGCAAUCGUUAGAUAUCAACAAAACAGAUGGCAAGUUAAUUAUUAAACCUGUUUUAUUUCUCCACUGCAAUGUGGACAACAAGCCAUACUGCCGUCAAUCAUCAAGGAUGGAAGACACAUUUUACCAGAAAGCGCGAAAGCUGCUCCCAUAACCGCGCUGCAAGCAGCAUCUUGUCGCCCGGACAUGAUUAAAUUCGGAUUCAUCAGGAGCUGCUCGGCAUUUUUUUCAGCGACGGUUUUCAUUUCGAGACCUGUUGUAUCCACCUGCUUGAUCUUUCUCACAGGGUCCAUGCCACUGAGCAGUUGGACAUUUAAAAUUUCAGCGACCUGGCAGCAGCCGUCAGCCAAGUCAAGGAUAUUACUGCUGGGAAGCUCGUGCCUCCUAUAUGUGAGCGUACCUAUUGGAUCAAAAUUCUCUCUGAGAACGCUGAGUGUCUUGUAAGUUUUCAUCAAAGUCUCCCGUACUCUGAUACGUUCUUCAAGCAGUCUUUUGAUAGAUUCUUGCAAGUCGGUAGUUCUUUGACAGAGUCCAGCUUUCCAACGAGCCAACUCCUCGACCAUGAGACUGCUGGCCAAGAAUUUGCUUCUCCAUACUUCGCACUGUCCUGCCAACCACUCGGUCUGCUCUUGAUGUGUAUUCAGGUGUCUCGCAGAGUUAAGCAGAGCCUGAGACAGCUGGAGUUUGUCUUCAGUGAGAAUAUGAACUUUGGUCUCGAGAUCUUCGCCAACGGCCGCGACCAAUAAAUUUUUUAACUCACCAUUGACUUGCGCCUGGAACUUGAGCUGAUUUUCCAGUUGAAUGUUCUCUUCUCUGAGCUUCUGUAAUUCUAAUUCGUAAGCUUUCUUAUCACAUUCCCACUGCUUGAGCUCUCUGUCCUCUUUACUGUCAGCAUUUUUAUGAUUAUCAUUUUUUUUAAACUCUAUUGACUUGUGUAACGCCAUUUGAGCAACCAUCUCAUUAAUAUCAAGAUUAUUACGAGACCCACGGAUAAAUUUACGUUCAUCAGGAACUAUUGGAUUAACAGCAGCCUUGUAGGGUUCGUAGGGUACAAAUUUAGGCUCUUUUGAUUUUUUUAACGAGCUCAGUAGCUUUUCUUUCUUUGUAUGAGUUACAUUUUUUGGUAUUAAUCUAACAAUGGUACCAGUUGGUGUCACUGGUGGACACGAUGACUGCUGCUUCAGAUUAGACGGAUGAUAAAUUAAUUUAUCACGUAGAUUUAUUUUUUUUCCUGAUAUUUUUUCAGUAUCUGACGGAAUAUUUGACACAUUCUCCAUACCAUCACCCUGUGUACGUCCAGGACAAGGAA
This is a messenger RNA of Microplitis mediator, 5883 nucleotides long. Its product is annotated as ATP-binding cassette sub-family C member 11-like. The transcript is spliced from 16 exons. The record is from RefSeq and is a predicted model, not a curated record. The coding region runs from base 388 to 4404 and encodes 1338 amino acids. Gene Ontology annotation, cellular component: membrane. Gene Ontology annotation, biological process: transmembrane transport. Gene Ontology annotation, molecular function: ABC-type transporter activity; ATP binding; ATP hydrolysis activity. NCBI's taxonomy places the organism in Eukaryota, Metazoa, Arthropoda, Insecta, Hymenoptera, Braconidae.